Molecule: messenger RNA, 3186 nt
Organism: Carassius auratus (goldfish)
Lineage: Eukaryota; Metazoa; Chordata; Actinopteri; Cypriniformes; Cyprinidae
Product: PILR alpha-associated neural protein-like
Exons: 5
Coding region: 461-1048 (195 amino acids)
Biological process (GO): regulation of immune response
Cellular component (GO): membrane
Source: RefSeq, a predicted model, not a curated record
UGCGAGCAGAUAUCUGUCUUGAGAGUUUGAAUCUGCAUGUUUCCAAGUGUGUGUAGGUGUAUUUGUGAGUGUUGCAUGGAAGUUAGAGGGUGGUGUAAAUCUGGAUACAGAUGUUGAGUUUUGUUUGACGGCUCGGAAAGAGGCUUAACGCACGCAAGCAUCCACAGGUGUGUUUGCAUGUGUGUUUUCCUGUGGAGCUUUUGGUUUGGUUUUUGAUGAGUGUGAUCCAUUUUGAUCUGGAUAAGGGUGUAUGCAUGUGUGUGUGUGUGUGUUUUAUUUGUGUUGUCUCAGAGCCAGCAGGGUAUUUCUCCACUAAAGCCAUCUGUUUAUGGUCUUUUAGUCAGUGUCAAGACUGAACCUCCCCCCUUUCAGCUCUGUUUCUCUUCUCAUUCUUCUCUUUAUGUCAUUCUUAUUUAUGAGAUGAUCGGAGCGGCAAGGAGUCAGUGAACAGGCUGAAGCGAUGGAGCGAUGCUCCAUCUCUCCCCACACUGGAUUCAUUCCCCUUUGGAGCUUCCUGCUGGUCACUGUAAUUUUUUGCACUGCCACCGGUGACAGAGAUCGCAGGAAGUGGGAGGAGUUGGGCGAAAUGCAGAUGCCAGUCACGGCGCAGGCCAGCACCACUCAGCUCUGGGCGGUGGACUGGGGUCCCACGCAGCCCCUGGAGGAUGAAACCCAUCACUUCCUGUCCAGUCUGGAGACGGAAAGUUUGAGGGAGACUACGCCCGAGGACUGGUCACAUCGUCGGAGCAUGCCUGCCAAUCAAACUCAACACCCAACUACAGGAGACAGGGACAAAAUAGAGACAGAAGAGCAGGACACCAAGGAAGUGGACCCACAGUUUUACGUGACGGUGACAAUUUCAUCUCUGCUGAUUCUCUCUGCGGUCAUCAUCUCUGUUAAACUCUGUUACGACCGCAGUCUCUCCCAGCGCCCUCCGCCUCUCUCCCUUGCCAUCCCUCGGCACAUGGCUCAGGAGGACAGCAGGCAGACACUGCACAGCACUCCAUCCUUCCCCGGCAGAGAGAGGAUACCAGUGGUCAAUCUUUGAAGAGCUGACUCUUCUGAGUAUGAUAAUCAAAUCCCGCCGGCAUGACAUAGACUUUGGUGUGCACACAUGGGCAAGCCAUCCGAAUGUACAUAACCUGUAGAUAGACACGUGUGGAUAUAUGGAUGAAUAACAUCUGUUUGGACACUCUGAUGGGACUGUGAGUUUGUGGUCCAGUGGCUCUUCAUUUCUGGCUGUAACUCUUUCUUCCAAUGCUGUUUAUUCUCGACAGUAUUAUUCUUGUUAGUCAACGCAGCCUUUCAGAAGGGCUCUGGGAAUGCCAAGUCCUCUACCAUAAAAACAACCAUUCGCUUCUGAUCCUGGAAUAAGCUGUGAUGUAUGUAGUUAUUCAUUUAGUAACCGGCGUCACAUACUUGUAGUAGCCUAUCUCAUGCAUACAAAGUUACAGCUGCCCACCGCUGCCUUUAUCUCACUUUGAGUAGCAUUUAUUUGAGCUUAAUGAAUGACUGCAGCUAUUCUGAAGAGUUAAAUAUAAUUCACAUCACUUGUUUAUAGUGUUUCUUAUGGCUCCGUGUCCCAUGGCAACAGUGGACUGCAAUGACGUCAGCUGAUAUAAACAGGUAUCUGGAAACACCUCUGCAGUGUUACCUUAUAAUUUACACUAAUUAUCUGACGAACGUUUUUCGUCAAACAUCUUUUGAGGUGUUUGUGAAACCUACGUAAUUCUAUUCAAAGUGUGGUGUUAUGCAUUUUAGCGUUAUACUUCUAAAUCAUGGCCAUGUAGCUCUUCUCGGGGUGUUUUUUUUGGUUAGCAGAGAGCUAGCACUAACCACAGUGGUUGAUAUCUGUGAUGUUUUCAUGUUGAGUUUAUGGAAAGCACAGUUAAGGACAUGUGUGAAGACAUACUGAAAAUACGCUUGGCGCUGCCAUGGCAUAUCUAGUUUGAUAAGCAAUGUAAGAAAACACAAGUUUGUUUGAUCUAUCACAAUGCUAACAACCAUGGCUAGUGAGGCAGCUUGGGGUUUCUCAUUUAUGAACUGCAACUCUCAGCAGGGUUUGGGUUCUUAGACGAUAGAAACAUUUUUAAAUACGUGCUGAAGUCAGUGUUUACUUGUGUAUUUUGACUAAUUUGAUAAUGAUAGGGGAUAUUCAACAGUAAAGAUUCUAAAGGGCAAUUGUGAAAAACUGGCUUUCUAUUUUAGAAUGGAGUCAGAUUGAAUGCAAGUUUGCAAAAUCAGUGCAUGGAUAGUUAAUGGCUAAUCAGGGGUUAGCAUUAUCCAAUACAUUGUAACAGUUAUCAGCAGGCUUGGUUUCGGAUGUAUUUUUCCCAUUCUUUUUUCCAACAGGGAUUUAAAAUAAAGUCUUUAAUAGUUAUAAGCCAUCAACCAAAUCAAGCAACUACAAGGUGAACCACAGCAUUGCAAACAUUCAUUUGAAGCAAAAAAAGUAAAAAAAAUCUGACAAAGGUGCAAGACUGUACUUUGAGGGAACAAACUACACUCCCAUGAUGCAUUGCAAAUUACAUGGUUGAAUUCAUAAUAAAGUAGAAAUAUAAAAAUAUUGAUUUAAAGACGUUGAUAUAGAAACAAUAUAUUUGACAUUCACAGCAAAAUAUGCAUAUCAUACAAAUAUUCAAGUCAUUUAGGAGCGUAGGAAGACUGACUAUUAUGUUUUUCAAUUAUGUGCAGUGAUUCAUGGGAAUGUGCAGGUGGUAAAAUAUUUUUUUUGGCACUAUUUGCUUAUCACGAUUCUCUGAUUAUUGGAAGCGUCUAUGUAAAGAGUAUAGGUAAAAAAUUCAGCUGUUGAACAUGAUUAAAAGAAAAUCUUAAUAAUGCAGGCUGAGCGCUUCAAAAGAUAACAACCUUGUAGCUCACAGAAGGUCUUUCUGAGAUAGUUUAUAUAAAUUAUCAUUAAAAACAGAAUAGGAAUGGGAUUUUUACUUCCACUCUAUAGACUGUGUGGUCGGUCUUUGUAAAAGGAAAUUUGAGGAAAAGCAAGUUUGUACAUUUUAUUUACAUUUAAGUCAAAGACAUUUUUCUUUGAAAUGAUGAAUUGUUCACAAUAUGACCAAGAACAUAUAUUUCAAUCAAUUUUACAUAUUCACUUAAAAGCAGAAGAAAUUCUGCUAUAAGCUGUAUUUUCCAAGGAAAUCAUUAUCAGCCCCUCUCAAAUAACCAUGU